Messenger RNA from Osmerus eperlanus (European smelt), 4757 nucleotides. RefSeq names its product potassium/sodium hyperpolarization-activated cyclic nucleotide-gated channel 2-like. The record is from RefSeq and is a predicted model, not a curated record. Gene Ontology annotation, molecular function: voltage-gated potassium channel activity. NCBI's taxonomy places the organism in Eukaryota, Metazoa, Chordata, Actinopteri, Osmeriformes, Osmeridae. Gene Ontology annotation, biological process: regulation of membrane depolarization; sodium ion transmembrane transport; potassium ion transmembrane transport. Gene Ontology annotation, cellular component: HCN channel complex; dendrite; axon.
AUGGAUGGGGUGGUGGGAGGCGUAGGGGGGUCCGUGGGGGUCAGUGGGGGGGACAGUCGCUCUGGUCGUACCAGCGGGGACAGUAAGCGGCGCAGUAAGGGUAGCUUGCCCUCCCUGGGGUACCGCCUGUCCCAGGCCUCCCUGGAGGGGGACCGGGGCCCGGGGGGUGCAGACGGCUCUGCCUCGGGGAGUCGCCGCCGCCGCCCGUCCAUCAUGAGCUCAACCAGGGACGGCCUCCCUCUCCGCCCGGCCGGCAACCCCAGCACCCCCAUCCCCCUGCCCCCGCCCCCGGCCUCCUCCGCCCAGCCCCGGUCGGUGGGCUUCGCCUCGUCGCGGGCCGCCUUGGCCUCCACCUCCUCCUCCACCGGCACUGGGGUGGUCGUCGUGGCGACGGGCCCAGAGACCACCACGACCACGGCGUGCAACACCACGGCCGGGACGCCGGACAUGGGAGGCCUGUACGGGGGGGAGGGCUUCGGCAUGGGGCUGGACGGGGAGGACUACAGCUACUCCAACCAGAGCACCUUCAUCCAGAGGCAGUUUGGAGCCAUGCUGCAACCAGGGGUCAACAAGUUCAGCCUGAGGAUGUUCGGAUCCCACAAGGCCGUGGCUCUGGAGCAGGAGAGACUGAAAUCAGCCGGGGUCUGGAUCAUACCCUACAGCGACUUCAGGUUCUACUGGGUGCUGAUGUUGCUGCUGAAUGGGAACCUGAUCAUCCUGCCUGUGGGCAUCACGUUCUUCAAAGACGAGAACACCCCUCCCUGGAUCAUCUUCAACGUGGUGUCCGACACCCUCCUGGUCGACCUGGUCCUCAACUUCAGGACUGGCAUCAUCAAAGAGGACAGCACUGAGAUCCUCCUGGACCCCAGGGCUAUCCGCCAGCGCUACCUGAAGAGCUGGUUCCUGGUGGACUUUGUGUCGUCCAUCCCGGUGGACUACAUCUUCCUGAUGGUGGAUCUGGAGGCUCGGCUGGACUCUGAGGUGUACCGGACUGCCCGGGCGCUCAGGAUCGUACGCUUCACCAAGAUCCUCAGUCUGCUACGCCUGCUGCGCCUCUCCAGGCUCAUACGCUACAUCCACCAGUGGGAGGAGAUCUUCCACAUGACCUACGACCUGGCCAGCGCCAUGGUGAGGAUCGUCAACCUGAUAGGCAUGAUGCUGCUGCUGUGUCACUGGGACGGCUGCUUGCAGUUCCUGGUGCCCAUGCUGCAGGACUUCCCACCUGACUGCUGGGUGUCCAAGAACGACAUGGUGAACGACACCUGGGGAGUGCAGUACUCCUAUGCCCUGUUCAAGGCCAUGAGUCACAUGCUGUGUAUCGGCUACGGGGCCCAGGCUCCUGAGGGCUUGACGGACGUCUGGCUGACCAUGCUCAGCAUGAUCGUGGGCGCCACCUGCUACGCCAUGUUCAUCGGCCACGCCACCGCCCUCAUCCAGUCCCUGGACUCCUCACGGCGGCAGUACCAGGAGAAGUAUAAGCAGGUUGAGCAGUACAUGUCGUUUCAUAAGCUGCCUGCGGACGUACGGCAGAAGAUUCAUGAGUACUACGAGCAUCGCUACCAGGGCAAGAUGUUCGAUGAGGAGAACAUUCUGGGAGAGCUCAGUGAACCACUGAAGGAGGAGAUCGUCAGCUUCAACUGUCGGAGCCUGGUAGCUAACAUGCCCCUGUUUGCCAACGCUGACCCCAACUUUGUGACAGCAGUGCUGACCAAGCUGCGCUUCGAGGUGUUCCAGCCGUCUGACUUCAUCAUCCGCGAGGGCACCGUCGGACGAAAGAUGUACUUUAUCCAGCACGGACGAGUCGGUGUCCUCACCCGCGGCAACAAGGAGACCAAGCUCAGCGAUGGCUCCUACUUUGGGGAGAUCUGUCUUCUGACGCGUGGGCGGAGGACGGCCAGCGUGAGAGCCGACACCUACUGCCGUCUGUACUCCCUCAGCGUGGACAGCUUCAACGAGGUGCUGGAGGAACACCCCAUGAUGAGGCGGGCCUUCGAGACCGUGGCUGUGGACCGAUUGGACCGCAUUGGGAAGAAAAACUCCAUCCUGCUGCGGUCCUCCCAUGGGGGCAGCAGCCUGGGUCGAGGAGGGGGACGGGGGGGUGGGGGGGGUGCGGGAGGGGGGCUGGGCAUGGGGGGCCUGGGCUCGUGCGACAGCGUGCUGGUGCAGCAGAUCGUGAAACACGAUAGCAUGCCGGCUAUGCAGGAGGCCAUCGCUGCCGCUGCCGCCGCAGGAAGAGGCGGAGCCUCAGGAGGAAGUGGCACCGUGUCCCCCAGGCCCCAUCCCGUCAUCUGGGCCCCGCUCGUCCACGCCCCGCUGCAGACGGCCGCCGCGACAACCAACGUGGCCAUCGCCCUCAUGCACCAGCAGCAGCAGCAGCUUCAUCUGCAGCAGCACGCCAUGGGGGGGCCCAUAUUCCUGCCCUCCCCUUUCUCCUCCAUCUCUCCCUCCCCCUCCUCCUCCUUCCCCCUCUCCCCCCCGCGGCCCCCCGUCCUGCAGCCCCUGAACCCCUCUGUCAGCUCUCUGAUCGGCAUGAUGGGGGUGGGGGGGAUGGGGGGGCUGUCUCCCAGAGGGGGGUUCUCCGUUUCCCCGUCCCCCUCGCCGAUGGGACCCCAGGGAAGCCUCUCAUCUCCCCCUGUCGCCAAAACCCUGCCCACUGCCUCAUCUGUUCCGCCCAUUGUCCAAUUAGGAAGGACCCAACAUUACAGUCUCCGCCUCCACACAGACCUCCCCUCAACUAUUGGUGGAUCCUACGGAGCCCCAGCGGGAGGGGGGGCCGUGACUCCACCCCUCCACAAGGUGCCCCCCGUCAACCCCACCGCUGCCCCUAGUGGUGGCUCAGACGGCCACAGUUCCAGUGGCGGCCAGCAGGGGGCCAAGGAGGCUCUGCUGCGGUACGGAGUGGGCAGCUCUCAGGGUCUGCCUGUGCUGGGUCGACUCACUCAGGAGGCCCGGCUGCUGUCGGCCUCGCAGCCCACCCUGCCUCACCGCUCCUGGGCAGGAGUGCAACCUCACCCCCCUCUCUAUCGCAAAGCCUCUGGAGGUAACCUGCUGUCUGCCCAGAUCCUGGCAGGGGGUCAGUUAGCGAGGGGGGGCAGUGCCGGGGUGUUGAGUUCCAGUGCCUCUCCAGUCCAUGCCUCGUUCCAGCAAAUGCCUACUCUGAACACACACGUACAAGCCUUACAGGCCUUGGUCACAGCCGUCCCUUGCCCCCUCUCCACACACACCGCCACACACCUAGUUUCACACACACACCCCAUACCUGCGCCCGUGGCCGCACACACACACCCUGCCCCGCUCUACACAGUCGUGCCUCUCCACACCUGCUCACCUGCCUUCCCCAGUGCCACCCUCCACUCCGCUGUCACCCCCUCCUCAACGCCGGCCCCCUCCUCUCCCGCCCCGGCGCUGCCAGUCACCCCCCCUCGCCCCAAACCCUCGCCUACACCCCCGUCUCGCUCCUCCUCUCCUCCGCCCUGCUCCACCCCUACCGCGGGAACAGCCUCUUCCUACCCACGCCACCCUCCCAUCCCAAACACCCACCCCCUCCCAGACCCGUACCCCCACCUCAACCCCACCCCGCACCCCAACGCCUACACAGACCCGCACCCCAACUCCUGCUCAAACCCCCAUCCAGAGCCGCACCCCUACCUCCACCCCACCUCACACCCCAACUCUGACCCGCGUUCCUACCCGCACUCCCUCCCAAGUCCCCACCCAGACCGGCACACCUACAUCAACCCCACCUCACACCCCUGGUUCUGCUCUGACCUGCACCCCUACCCCUGCCUCCUCACAAACCCCAUACCAGACCCCCACUUCCACCCCCUCCCAACCAUCCACUCCUAUCCAAACCCCAACCCUUACUUCCCCUGCUCCUACUCAGAGCCCAGGCCUAAGCUCUGCACAGGCCCAGAUAAUACUACCGCCCCUACAUCUACCCCAACCCAGACCUCCAAACCUGCCCCAGCCCAGACCUCCAAACCUGCCCCAGCCCCUACAUCUACCCCAACCCAGACCUCCAAACCUGCCCCAGCCCAGACCUCCAAACCUGCCCCAGCCCCUACACAAGCCCCAACCCAGACCUCCAAAUCUACCCCAGCCCCAACACAAGCGCCAGCCCAGACCUCCAAACCUGCCCCAGCCCCUACAUCUACCCCAACCCAGACCUCCAAACCUGCCCCAGCCCCUACAUCUACCCCAACCCAGACCUCCAAACCUGCCCCAGCCCCUACAUCUACCCCAACCCAGACCUCCAAACCUGCCCCAGCCCCUACAUCUACCCCAACCCAGACCUCCAAAUCUACCCCAGUCCCAACACAAGCCCCAGCCCAGACCUCCAAACCUGCCCCAGCCCCUACAUCUACCCCAACCCAGACCUCCAAACCUGCCCCAGCCCCUACACAAGCCCCAACCCAGACCUCCAAAUCUACCCCAGCCCCAACACAAGCCCCAACACAGACCUCCAAACCUGCCCCAGCCCCAACACAGACCUCCAAACCUGCCCAGAUCCCCUCUCCCUGUCCACCCACUCAGUCGGUUGGAGGCGCCCCCAUCCCCCAGACCCUCUGCCCUGUAGGAAACCCUGCCCACUCCACCUCUCCCAAGGGGGAGAAGGGCCCAAAGCUGCCCCUUACUAAGAAAGACUCGGAAGCACUGAGACAUAAACUCCCCACCAACAUGUGAGGAGAUAAAGAUGUCUCUGAAGGAGACCAACCGAUUGGACAAUGGACAUGUUGAUUAGGAAGGCUCAUAUCAGG